AUGAUUUAUCAUGGCAUCAAGAAUACUAUAUCAAGUCAUCGACGACGUUAUGGACUCAUGAAUAAAAUUGGAACAGGUUUUCGAAGAGUAUUUCGACGAUUUGGACGUUCAUCAAAAUUAUUGAGCGAAAUGGAAAUACAAAUAUUAUUAUCAAUAACAAAUUUUACUCGUGAAGAAAUUCUACAAUGGCAUGAAAAAUUUUUAGCUGAUUGUCCACAUGGUUAUAUGACUCGAAAAGAGUUUAUAUUAAUGUAUAAAUCAUUAUGUCCAACUGAUGAUGCUGAACGUUUUGCUGGUCAUAUAUUUCGUGCAUUUGAUAUUGAUAAAUCAAAUACAAUUGAUUUUCGUGAAUUUCUUAUUGGUUUAUCAAUGACAUCAACAACAAGUUCACCACAAACUAAACUUCGAUGGAUAUUUCAAGUAUUUGAUAUUGAUGGAAAUGGUUUAUUAACACGAAAAGAAUGUUUAGAAGUUAUUGAUAUUAUUGUAAGAUUUAAUCAAACUCAAUUAACAGAUGAAGAAGAUCAUGAAACAGAACGAUUAGUUCAUUCAGCUAAACGUUCUAUGAUGAAAAUAUUUGAUAAUAUAUCUGGAGAUCGAUGUAAUGCAUUAACAAUGACACAAUUUAUUGAAGGAUGUCAAAAAGAUGAAUUUAUCUCAAAAUUAUUAACACCAACUCCAGAAUCUGAAAAUGGAUCAACAAUUAUACAAAAUACAGAGAACAUUCCGAUAGUUAACGAAUCAUAA
Molecule: messenger RNA, 747 nt
Organism: Rotaria sordida
Lineage: Eukaryota; Metazoa; Rotifera; Eurotatoria; Philodinida; Philodinidae
Source: the annotation of a GenBank genome assembly